GAGAAAUGUGCAGACGUUUCGUGUUUCGCGUGUCGUGCGUCCAGCUAAUCGCGCUCCGAAUUCCGCUAUGAGAGACUUGAACAAGAAACCCAGUUUCCAGAGUGUGUUUGCGCCCGGAAAGUUCGAAUCGCAGCUGAUGGACGUCGAUCACACGCCAACACCGAUGGUCGAUGAUGAAGGAAUGGAACUGAUCGACCCUUUCUGCAUGAAGGAUAAGCCGCAAAAAGUUAGGUUUGAGGACAUCAUGUUGGCAGCGAUCAAGAUAAAAUCCGGAAUUAUCAGAACACCAUGUGUGAAAUCACGCUUGUCGGACACCGGUAUGGACCUUUACAUGAAGAAAGACUUCCUUCAAAUUACCGGUAGUUUCAAGGAACGCGGUGCCCGAAAUGCUCUGCUGUACCUCAACGACGAGCAGAAGCGUACAGGUGUGAUAUCGGCCUCCUUGGGCAAUCACGCCCUGGCUCUUUGCUAUCACGGAAAAGAGUUGCAGAUACCUGUGACGGUGGUGAUGCCGGUGGUAGCUCCGAUAAUGAAGAUUACGGCGUGUCGGCAGUACGGUGCGAACGUGAUUGUCGAUGGCAACGACAUGGGAGAGGCCAAGAAAAUCGCUUUGACACAGGCAAAGGAGAAGGGCUUAGUCUAUAUCAAUGGAUAUGAUCAUCCACAUAUUAUAGCUGGUCAAGGAACUCUCGGCUUAGAGAUCGUCGAGCAAGUGCCAGACAUCGACGCUGUAGUGGUUCCCGUCGGUGGCGCUGGAUUAAUAGCGGGUGUUGCGAUAGCUGUUAAAACAAUUCAUCCGAAUUGCAUGAUUAUUGGGGUCGAGUCGGAAAGGUGCGCGAGUUAUUACGCGGCGCGCGAAGCCGGUAAACCAACGUACACCCCCAUACAGUCUACUCUCGCCGAUGGAUUGGCCGUUCCCAUGGUGGGAUAUAAUGCGUUUGCCACCGUGGAUUCGUUGAUCGAUAAAAUGGUCAUAGUAAAAGAAGAAUGGAUUGCGAUCGCGAUCUUGAAGCUGGUCGAGAACGAGAAAUGCGUUGUCGAGGGAGCAGGAGCGACAGGUUUAGCAGCGGUCUUGGCUGGUCAGCUCGACGAACUCAAGGGAAAAAAAGUGGCGUUACUAUUGUGCGGCGGCAACAUCGACACGACCGUUUUGGGCAGGUGCCUGGAGCGUGGAUUAGCAACAGAGGGCCGCCUCUUGAAAUUCACGGUGACAGUCUCGGACCGUCCAGGUGGUAUUGCUGAGCUCUGCAGGACACUGGCGAGUAUCGGCGUCUCUAUAAAGGACAUCAUGCAUGAGCGGGCUUGGAUAAUGUCCGACAUAUUUAGCGUAGAUGUUAAGGUUGUCUGCGAGACCAGGAAUCGGGAGCACGCCGAACAACUCAAGAACCUACUCCAUCAGAAUUAUUACAAAGUCGUUUUCGGCAGCGAUAAUACCUGUACGCUGUCGUCAAAUAUGAAUAGUAAACAGGAAUUGAAAUAAAUAAAGAUAUUUUCCAGUGGGUGUUUUGCGUCGGGCGUUAUCGUCGAUUGAAUCUUUUAAGAUUCUAUAAUUUUUAAUUAUGAUAUCUUUUCGUAGGAUACCUUGUAUCAGAUAUUUUAACACAAAUGAUUAAAACAGAAUAUCUCGCAUAAUACGAGUUACAUUCAGCCAUUAGUGACUAUGUGGACGAAUAAUUUACGUAAGAUGCAUGUUAAAAUUCAGUAGUAAAAAUCUUUUUUAGGAUACUUUAUCUUCUCGUCGCCAGCUGCCAAUUUUUCAUCUUGUAAAUAAAGAUAUUUAAUCGUUAAGUGGUUAAAUACGUUUUAACAUGCAGCAUGAUAAAAAGUUAGCGAUUUCGAAGACAAAUUUUCAAUAGCAGUUUAAACUUGGAUUCAAGUUUAAACUCUAUUCUAAUAAUAAGUUUUGUUUAAAUAGGGUUUAUGUUGAAGCCUAAGUUUAAAUUAUCAUAGAAAAAUUCAUUUAAAAGCAUUUUCGGUCCUCGAAAAUGCUUUCUCUUUUCAUUUUUCUCUAUUAACCUUAAAUAUAUCUAAUAUGCAUGUUCUUGAAGUCGAGUGUCGUCUCUUGUUUCAAAUACAUGUCCGUCUUUGAAAAACGAUGGAUGAUUGGCGUGAUUCACAAGUGCACAAGACAUUUGAUUCAAAUGAACUUGUUUUCCUUUUGACACUCAAGUCGGAAAGACAUGUGGCUAAGAGACGACACUCGACUUUAAGAACAUGAGUAUUAGACGUAUUUAACGUUAAUAGAGAAAAAUGAGAAGAUACUUCGAAGUAGAAUAAACAUAAAAAGUUGAAUUUGAUUAAGUAAGUAGAAAUUGGUCUUCAACACUUUCCUAUUUUGUCUUACCGUUAACAUUUCCCUGUUUCAACAUUAACGCAACUGAUUUGCAGAUUAUUGCUAAGGAAAGUUGACGAUAAUUGUAGAAACAAGUUAGAUGUAUAUAACGUGUUAUAAAUUGGGUAAUAUCAAAACACGUUAUUUGAAUCGAAAAAUGUUAUUUAACAUUUGUUACGAUUUGUUGUCACGAUUAAUUUGAAAACCCUCGUUUGCAUGUAGACUACGCUAUAUUUUUAUAUGAUAGUCUAGAAACAGAUUUCGAGUUUAUAUAGAUAUAGAAAGGAAGAAAGAAAAAUUUAUUGCUGUUAAUGUACGUGACGCUUGUCUCUUGAAGGAAAUCGGUGUGGCAUACAUAUGUGACGGUCAUAGCAAGCGUGUUGAUUAAUUUAUUAGAGUACUAGGAAAUACCGUAUAUACAUGUGACUUCGCCAAUGGUCAAGCGCGGCUGUGAGAAACUUUCACAUACCGUUCAUUUUUUCUAUGUUUUACUAGCAGUUGUUGUAAUUAUGGUUUGCAACGUCUGUUAGGGAACGUGAAAUAACGCGAAACGAUUGUCUGGCUGUUCUUAAUAAAUCUCAAAUCGUGACUAUCAAAUCACACGAUUGAAUCCAAUAUGGGUUUUUAUGAUCAUUAGAACCUAGGAUUAAGAUUAGUUAAAUUAUUUAGACAUUACGCCUGUCGGUAUGGGCCUUUACAUUAAGAAAGACUUUCUUCAAAUUACAGUAGUUUCAAGGAAUAUGGUACCUGAAACGCUCUACUGCACAUCAACGACGAGCAGAAGCGUACAGGUGUAAUAUCGGUCUCCUUGGGCAAUCACGCUCUGGUUCGAUGCUAUCACAGAAAAGAAUUGCAGAUACCUGUGACGGUGGUGAUGUCGGUGAUAGCUCCGAUAAUGAAGAUUACGGCGUGUCGGCAGUACGGUCGGCGGUGCGAACAUGAUUGUCAAUGGCAACGACAUGGGAGAGGCAAUCGCUUUGACACAGGCAAAGGAGAAGGGUUUAGUCUAUAUCAAUGGAUGAGUAAAUAAUACCUCUAAAAGAGCAAGUAAUAGUGUCUAUCUAACUUAUAACUUAAAAAUAUUUUUCAUGAAUUCUCUUUUCCUGUUUCUGACUACGAUAAAUUAAAUUUGAAUCCACAAAAAUUAGCGGCUCUAUUCAGGACACGAUGCUCGGCAGUUUAUAUAAAAUUUAGAUAUAAUGUCGAGCAGCUAAAAGUGAGAAAAAUAUAUAUUUUUUUUUAUAAGUGUUUUCUUAUACAAUUUGAGGGUGGAAGCAAUCUCGCGGAGCUCAUUUCAUAUAUCUGAUAAUGAAUAUAAAGAUAAUGAGAAUAUAUUUCUUUAAAAAAAUCUUAAAAAUAAUAUUUGACUUAUUGUUUAAUAUUUUAAAUCUCUCUUAUUGUUAUACAUUGUGUUUCUUGUGUUCCUGUCGGUAAAUGGUAAUAUCUACUCAUUUUAUGCUUCAUAUAUAGUAUAUAUCUGUACUAGAGAUGGGACAUCGAACAGAAAUAUUUGAUUAUAAGCUAUAAUCGGUAUCGGUAUCGCUCAUCUCUAGUCUGUACAAAUUUGUUACAUUAUAUUACGUGUUUCUCUAUAUGUUCAAAAUUUAUUCGAAUUACCUAUUCUAUUUGAAAACAAAUAUUUUUGUUUUUGUCCCUUGUAUCGGUUACAUUUUAAAUUGACAAGAGAAAUCGACCAAGAGACACUCAGGAACAUAUAAACAUUUUAUUAUUGUCCUUCGAACAAUCGUUGCAAGAACAUCCAUACAACGAGAAUUGAAAGAAUCUUAUUAUUGAGAUUCAGUUCACGGAUUUCUCACAUUAUUUCUUGUGAUAUUAUACAGAAACUACUCAGAAACUUCAUCGAACGGUCGCAUCGAUAUGAACCCAAACACACAAGUAUUUAAAUAUAAUGGAGCACGAAGAGCUGAAUAUUAUAAUCAAUUUUUCAAUCCAAAUAUUUGUCAUGUCUGCAAAGCAGUAGACCAAGGUAAUUUGAUACUAUGUGAUGAGUGCUGCUUGAUUUCUUAUUGCAACAACAAUCAUAAAAUGCUACACUACAAAGAACACGCGCAUAUUUGCAAAAUUGUAGCACAGAUUUUGGAAAUAAAACCGCAAAAUGACACUCGCAGAUACGACAGCUGGCAAAUAUGGUUCGUAAAAAGAAAAAUUAUUAUGGCAUCAGCCGAAGAGACUUUUGGCAGUCCAAUAGAGAUGUACGUGAAACAGAUGAUCAUGUGGUCAAAAACAUGCGCUAUUUGUUAUCAACAGGCCGAACUACGAGCUUGUCAAAAAUGCUUUUCCGCUAAUUUUUGCAAUGAACACGCAGAAGCUUUUCGCAAGAAACAUGAUGGAUACACGUGCGAACUAUUGACGCGUUUGCUGAAUAUAAAUAUCGAAACUAUUUCUGGCACAAUGACUGAUAUAUCGUAUGAAUUUCUUUCGAGGGUAAAACGAGGUACACGUGUAAAGGAGAUGCUCGAAUUUUACAUGGAAUGUGUAUUAAUAUCAAGAGACGAUGUAAAUUGGCUUGCAAAGGAUUAUGUCUUGUCUGAUUACCUUUCAGGACCAUUGUCAAUUUACUAUGAAUUCGAAAAGAUAUAUAGCAAUAAGACUUGUAAUGUUUUACAUCAGCAAUUUGUUCUUAUUCAUAUUAUAGCCGCAAACUCUGUGGAUAGACAUAGUUUACCGGCUUGGGAAGUUUUGUUACACCUUAUAUCGGAAAUGCGUGAACUAAGAAUUAUAAUGAUAGGACCAGAAUUACAUACGGAAAAUUAUGGUCAUAAUAUUUGUAAUGACUGCCAAAAGAAUGGAAAAAAAAUAAAAUUUUAUCUUAUUCGUAUGUUAUAUCAUGAUUAUGUACAAACGAAUAAAAGUUAUCAGAUACCAGAUUUAAUCGUAGGAUUUGAGGCGAAACUUGAUAAAACACAGACAUGGUCCGAAUCUAUAAAAGUAAUACGGAAUUGCGUUUGUCCAUUAAUUUUAGGCGCAAAAUGCCAAGAGGAAGUUAAUAAUGACAUGAUUGCUAUUGAAAAUGCACUAAAUAUAACUGUAGAACCUAUUGUUAACAAAAAUUAUUUCGCUGGUCUUGCACCACACAAAGACUUACUGUCUGGUAUUAUACGUUUUCGUAAUCAAUAUUUAAGUACAUACAAAAAUUUAGUAGGUUUAGACAGUAGUGAUGAUAAUGAUCUUGAACAAAAGCUAUUAAUUCCCGGUCCUAGCUGCUAGGGCCAGCAGUUCAUUGUAAAAAGGAUAUGAAUUAAAAUGUUUGUAAUUGUAAAUUAAUUAUAAAUUUCUCAAAUAAACAUUAUACUUCCUUAA
Molecule: messenger RNA, 5653 nt
Organism: Odontomachus brunneus
Lineage: Eukaryota; Metazoa; Arthropoda; Insecta; Hymenoptera; Formicidae
Product: L-threonine ammonia-lyase-like
Exons: 6
Coding region: 68-1480 (470 amino acids)
Biological process (GO): L-serine catabolic process; L-threonine catabolic process
Molecular function (GO): L-serine ammonia-lyase activity; threonine deaminase activity
Source: RefSeq, a predicted model, not a curated record